AUGGUCAAAAACAAAAACCAACGUAGGCAACGUCGCUUGCAAACGCAGCGGAACAAAACGUUACUUCAACACCGGCAAAAGGUCAAUGACAGGGUCAAGAGAUAUGUCCUCUUGAGCAAACGUGUCAACCACGAACCACCUUGCAUGCAACCGCUCGAAGACUUGACCAAAAUCGACUUGAGCCAGUUGGGCACGAACGGCCUCAAGAAUGACACCGUUCUCGUGGUCCGCCCGAUCAGAGCCCCCGUCCAACUGGGACCACUUCUACCCAUCAUGAAUGUGGUCGAAGACAGCAAGUCCCAUGUCAUGCAUAUCGAAGUAUACUUCCCAAGUACCAUCCCCUCUACAGCCAUCCUAGCAAAAGACAUCGUCCUAGCGAUCAAAACACCCACCUACGAGAUGGGUAAACACGGACCUUGCAUCAAAGUCUUCCACCCUUCCGACAUCAUCAUACUCGAACAGGGUUAUGAGCUCAUACCCAAGGCUUUUGAAACGGCUCCCGAAUCGACUUCCAAGUCUAUCUGGGACUGGAAAGAAGAAGCUGAGCUGGCAUCCAAUCAUGAAGCCUACUCAAAGGCUCUUGACAGCUAUUCCGAAGCCAUCGAUCUCGCAGUCGCCAACCAGGAAGAACACCACCAACUAGCGACUCUUCAUCAUGCCCGCUGGCUUUUGAAGAUGCUACGAUCUCGAUCCGAAGCUGCAGCGACGAAGACUUCAGGAGGGAUGGUCGCAAACCUCAUGAUACAACUGGUCAACAUUGCCUAUCAAGAAAAGAAGUUUGAUCUAGUACAUCGACGCCUGGAGCGUCUUUUGUCGCUUCUUCCAGAGAACAACCAAGCUGUGGGCUUGUCUAAAGAGGUCGCGAGCAGGAUCCAUGAGGAUCAGCAUGGGCUUUACGACUUCCCUGCUAUGGGGGUUGAGUCAGUUCCCCUCGACCACGCCAGCUUCACGAGAUUGACGGAAGUACGUGCGUCAGAUGAUCGUGGACGAGGACUGUUUGCCAGGUUCAAGAUUCCUCGUGGUGGCCUUGUUCUCUGCGAGCAACCUUUCGGAGUCCGGCAGUCGACCACAACUACGAGGCCUUUGAGCUCCAGUAAUGCUUACACUGAGUGCAAUGCAAACACAAGAAUAUGGCUUGACAUUGUUCAGAAGAUUUUUGCAAACCCAUCCCAAGCUGGAAGACUGUUGUCUUUGCAUGCAGGAUCGGAAUAUUCACCUUCAAUCACGAACAGGGAAUCAAACACACUCAGCAUCUUCGUUCAAGCUUCCUACAUGAAUCAUUCGUGCGUCCAGAAUACCUCCAGGUCCUUCGUGGGAGACAUGAUCGUCGUUCGAGCCAACAGCGACAUUCCAGCAGGUACCAAACUCACAACCUCGUACGUGCCAGCUAUCUCCUCGGAACCAAACCGGCAUGCGGAACUUCUCGGGAGUUGGCACUUUGAAUGCGCAUGUCCCUUGUGUGAAAGCGAAAAACAUUGCCGUGACGACUUAGAAGAGCUCUUCCACAAGGUCGCAAGGGCAUGUCCAGCGAGAAGCAUUGACCCGUAUAUGGCCGUUGAGGAGGUGAAUGAGCUUAUCAAAGAGCUGGAGAAGGUGUACUCUGAUUCCACAUUCGACAACGUACCUCGUAUAGGCAUGCAGGAUCCCCAGGCCUCUCUGCUGGAUUUGUGGAACCCAUUGAGGAACCAUGCAAGGAUCCGUGAGCAUACGACUGCGUUGCUUCGUGAGAGGGGCUACUGGAUCGUGGUCACGAGUGGUGGUGAUGGCAAGCUUCAGCUUGAAGGUGAAUGUGGUAUGCCUCAUCGAACAGUCGUGAGGGCAUUGCACAGCCUUGCGCGUUUCCCAGAGACUGGCAGUCGUCGUGAAGAGUCGAGAGAGUACCUUGAAAUGGCCAAACAGAUGUGGAACGUUUUCAACGAUACAUGCAUCACGUGGGAAGAAGAGCUGGAGACGUUGGAUGAAAUCAUGUAG
This is a messenger RNA of Aureobasidium subglaciale EXF-2481, 1971 nucleotides long. RefSeq lists its product as uncharacterized. The transcript has 4 exons. Lineage: Eukaryota; Fungi; Ascomycota; Dothideomycetes; Dothideales; Saccotheciaceae. Gene Ontology annotation, molecular function: protein binding. Bases 1 to 1971 code for a protein of 656 amino acids. The record is from RefSeq and is a predicted model, not a curated record.